AUGUCAAGCGACGACGAAGAUACACGCCCUUCUUCGGACGAAAUGGACGAGAAGAGGCAGUUCAACAUGGCCUACCUCUACCUGUGUCACCUGGAAGAGACGCGGCUCUGGUUGUCCUCGUGCAUCGAGGAAGAGCUGCCGUCGGCGACGCGACUCGAGGAGGCCCUCAGGAACGGCGUCUACCUGGCGCGGCUGUCACACUUCUUCGCGCCCGACGAGGUGCCGCUGCGCAAGAUCUACGACUUGGACCAGAACGUUCACCGGGAGCGCGGCCUGUGCUUCCGCCACACGGACAACAUCAACCACUGGCUGACCGCGAUGCGUGCCAUCGGCUUUCCCGAGCACUUCUUGCCGGACCCGAUCGACCUGUACGAGAGGAAGAACCUGCCCAAGGUCAUCUACUGCCUGCACGCGCUCAGCCUGUACCUGUUCAAGUUGGGCAGGGCGCCCAGGAUCGAGAAGCUGACGGGCAAGCUGCACUUCUCGGACGAAGAGGUUGAACAGGUCCGGCGCAGCCUGGUGCUCAAUGCCGAGGUGUCCAUGCCGGCGUUCGGCCUCAUUGACGGCAUCCUCGCCAAGGAGACGAGCGCCGACUCCUCAGCCGUGAUCGCCAUCAACACGGCCAUCGACAAGGGCGAGGUGGAUCUGCUCCUCGAGACCCUCUCUGCACCCACCGCGCAGUUGACAGACGUGCGACCGGAGAACAUUCACAGAUACCGCGAGGUUCUUGAGCGUGCCAAGGCUUCCAAGUUGAGGCAGCGUUCCAUGCGGCGUCUCGAAGGCGGCGAGCAAGACUACGAGGACAUGUACGAGCGCCUUCUGAGCCUGGCCGAGGUUCAGGGCUACGUUAUCGAGACGAACGUCAACGUGCUGCUGGCGCAGAUCGAUGCCGCCGUGGACAGCGGCGACGUGGUGCUGUUCCGAGAGCUCUUACUCACCAGGAAGGACCUGGGAGUCCACGACAUCGUCGAGGACAAUGUGUCCGCAUACUUUCAGGUCCUCAGAAAAGUAAAGGAGGACGCCCGGGAGAACAACAGCCCUUUCACGCUGUCCCGCAGUGACCUUCAGGUUGCCGUCCAGCUGGCCAAUGAAAAGGUCGAAGAGGAGACUCGACUCGAGGGAGCCAUCGAGGCCGUUAACAUGUCCCUCGACUGCGGCUGCGCCGACGACACCCUGGAGGCCCUGCGCGACCCCGCGGCCCAGCUACCGGCAGUGUACCCACUGGCCGCGUCGCUCUAUCACAACCAGUUCGCCUUCAUACGGCGCGAGGCGGGCCACAACCUGAGUCACCAGGAACUCAUCGGGGGCAUCCGCAUCCUCAACGCCAUUGCAGAGCUCAACUUCGCCCUGAAGGCGGGCGCCAGCUUCGACUCGGCCGCCUGCCUCGAGAACCCGCACGCGCACAUCGCCGACCUCCGGCCCCAGUGCCACGACCGGUACUUGGCGGCGCUCAGGGAGGCGCUCCGAGACCGCCCCGAUGACGACUGCUUCUUGACGCAUACCGAGAUCCAGGACACAGUGAACGAGGUGAACGCGGCCGAGGACGGCGAGGCCGACCGCGAGGAGGCCCUGGAGAGGGUCAACGACGCCGUCGCGAUGGGCACUCCGCAGGCAACCCUGGAAGCUCUGCUGGCGCCCUCCCUGGGCAUUCAGCACCUGAGUCGUGACCACGUGCUCCUGUACCAGGACUUACUGGAGGUUAAGCAGAGGUCGCUGGACGAUGAGAAGCCUCUGGGCGUCGAAGACAUUCAGACGGUCAUCGACACUGCGAACCAGGUGGCCGUGGAGGCCAGCAACAUGUGCAUCGGCCUGGCCACUCUCAACGUGGGCGUCUGCAACCAGAGCACGGAGGACGUCCGCGGAGGUCUGGAGAGCCUGCGGGUGGUUCCCCUGUUCUGCAGUGGCAGCGACAGCGCGGCCACUGCGGAGGCGUACCUGCGCGAGCUUCGCGUCGUGUUCCUCGAGAAGCGGGCCCCAUUCGCCUUCACGCCCAUCGAGUGGUUCUCCUACCUGGUGCGGCCGGGCCUCUUUUUCAACCUCAACGUGGUCCAGUUCCGGAGCGAGUGGGCGUCCACGCCCAAGGCCGACCACACGUCCUUCCUCUCGCUGGACGACGUCCGGGACGUGGUGCUGAGAGUGAACGAGCACCUGGAGGAGGCCCGCAUCGUGGCGCAACUGUCUCCGCUGGUCGUCCGAUUGCAGGCGCGCGCUCGUGGCUUUCUCAUUCGAAGGGCGGUGCGAGACCAGUACUCCUUCUACUGCCAGAACAUAGACGCCAUCGUGCGCCUGCAGUCGUGGUUCCGGGCGGUGAGGCAGCGGCGUCGCUAUCGCCGCAUGCUGUACGAGCUCGAGGCCCUGGUGCCGUUCGUCGUGCGACUGCAGUGCUACGCCAGAGGGUUUCUGGCCAGGAGGAAAGUCCUGGAGCUCCACGAGUACUACAAGGACCGGGAGGAUGUGGUGACGUUCGUGCAGACCCGGUACCGGAGCCAUCGUGCCCUGCGCGACUACCAGAGGCUGACCAGGCAGGCGCCCACGGUGCCCGUGCUCCAGCGGUUCCUGCACAUGCUGGACAUCAGCGAGCACGACCUGUCCGAGGAGAUGGAGCUGCAGAAGCUCAAGGAGAAAGUGGUCGCCACCAUUCGCCACAACCAGGGCCUCGAGAAGGAGGUCUUUCAGAUGGACAUCCGCAUCGGCCUCCUCGUCCGCAACUGCAUCACCCUCGAAGACGUGAUGAGCCACCGGGCCAAGAAGAAGGACACCGCGCUCGCCGCCGUCAAGUCUGACUGGCUGCACAGCUCGGGUGGAGGCCUGACGGCGCUCAGUCGCCGAAGCAGGCAGAGGCUGGAGGCUUACCAGCACCUCUUCUACAUGCUCCAGGUUGAUCCCCACUAUCUGGCCAAGCUGAUAUUUGUGGUCCCGCCAGCCAUGGCGAACAACUUCGUCGAGUCGGUCAUCUACUCGGUCUACAACUACGGCUCGACGCCGCGUGACGAGUACCUGCUGUUGCGGCUCUUCCGGUUCGCCCUGCAGGAGGAAGUGCGCUCCAAGCUCGAGAAGCCCUCGGACAUACUGCGCGGCAACCCGCUGGUCGUGCGCAUGAUCGUCGGCUUCUUCCGCACCAGAGGGGGCCACAACUGCCUCGAGCUUCUCCUCUCGCCGCUGGUCAGGGGCGUGCUGGAUGACAGGGAGCUCAAGAUCGACCUCGUUCCCGUGGACAUCUACAAGAAGUGGGUGAACGAAAUGGAGACGACGUCGGGCAAGCCUAGCGGCCUCAAGUACGACGUCACCGAGGAGGAGGCCCUGCAGCACAACGAAGUCUACAAGAUGCUGCACACCUCGGUCACCCAGCUGGAGAACAAGUCCAAGCUGUUCGCCCGGACCAUAGCGGAAAGCAAGAGCAAGAUACCCUACGGAAUGCUCUACCUCUGCAAGGUCCUCAAGAAAGCCCUGGAAGCGAAGUUUCCAGAAUCGGCAGGAGAGGAGAUUACAAAGGUGAUCGGCAACAUCCUGUACUAUCGCUACCUCAAUCCGGGCAUCGUGGCACCCGAGUCGUUCGGCGUCGUCAAGCUGGCGCCCGAGUGCCCCGUGACCAACGUCCAGCGUCGAAACUUGGGCAACAUCUCCAAGAUCCUCAGCUCGGCCACGUCGGGGGCGCCGUACCGCCAGAAGCACGCCUACCAGAUCCGCCUCAACAACCUCAUCGACUCCUGCAGGGAAAUCCUACACAGGUUCUUCAUGGAUGCCUGCGAGGUUUCGGAACCGGAGGAGCGCUUCAACGUGGACAGCUACUCCGAGGCCACGUACAUCACGCCGCCGACCAUCACGCUAACGGCGCUCGAGCUGCGGAGUACGCACAGGCUGCUUCUGGAACACGAAGACGACAUAGCGCCGGACCCCAAGGAUCCCAUGCACGGACUCCUGCAAGACCUCGGUCCCGAACCGACGCUCGAAGACCUGGUCGGUGGCGCGUCGUCGCCCGACGCCAUGGACGUCGGGGUUCUCGCGGCGGCCAAGGUCUCCCUGUCCCUGUACGGCAAGUUUUCCGAGGAAGAAGAAGACGUUCCAGAGACCGACCAGCUGCUCAGGGACACCAAGCAUAUGCUCGUCGAAAUGCUUAAGGUGUUCCGGAACGCGAAGACGGUGGACGAGAUGCUGCACGAGGAAGUGGCGCCCGAAGUGGAGCGCGCCUUCCUCGAGGCCCAGACGGCGGUGCGCGUGCCCAAGGUAUCCACGUCGAGCCUGCUGGGGCGCCGCAAGUACGGCUCGCUGUCAGCCUUCCGCAAGGCCCUGCUGCGCAACCUGGACAUUCUGGAAGGCCGCGGCAUCGCCACUGCCCAGGACGACUACCGGGCCCUGAUCAGUGGCAUCGCGACCGACAUCCUGCAGAAGCGCAACCACCGCGUCAACCGCAAGAGGGAACUGGCCAACCUCGCCGAGACGCAGCACAAGCUGGACGUCAAGACUCGCUACUACGAGGAGACGCUGGACUACUACCAGCGCUACGUGGACGCCUGUCUGGCCAACUUAUCCGCGGGCAAGUCCAGGCGACAGUCCUUCGGUCCCGGAGGCGCUGCGCCGUCGGCCGGAGAUGUUCAGCACCUCAAGCCACUGAAGUCCCGGAGCGCCCUCAAGUAUUCAGCUUGGAAACUGCACGAGAAGGGCAUCUUGCUCGAGGUCUCCGGACUGGAGACGAACCAGCUGAAGAACGUCAGUUUCGAGAUCACGCCCACCGAUCGCGCCGGAGUGUUCAGCGUGCGCACGAAGUUCCUCGGCGUCAGCACGGACGAGGUCACCCUCGACAUCCAGGACUUGCUGCGGCAGCAGUACGAGGGGGUGGCCGUCACCAGCCUCUGCGACAGGGCGCGCGUCAACAACAACCUGUUGCUAUUCUUCCUCAACAAGAAAUUCUACGGCAAGUAA
Molecule: messenger RNA, 4920 nt
Organism: Rhipicephalus microplus (southern cattle tick)
Lineage: Eukaryota; Metazoa; Arthropoda; Arachnida; Ixodida; Ixodidae
Product: ras GTPase-activating-like protein IQGAP1
Biological process (GO): mitotic actomyosin contractile ring assembly actin filament organization; regulation of GTPase activity
Cellular component (GO): cell cortex
Molecular function (GO): GTPase activator activity; actin filament binding; calmodulin binding
Source: RefSeq, a predicted model, not a curated record